UGAAUGAAAAUAAAUCUGGUGACUCUCAGAAUCUUGCUUGUGUUUUCUGUCGAAAAGCUGAUGAUUGUCCAUAUAAAUAUGGAGAAAAGAAAAUUAAUGAGAAAUGGAAUCUCACUGUACAUUACUAUUGUUUGUUGAUGUCAAGUGGAAUUUGGCAAAGAGGUAAAGAAGAGGAAGGAGUUUAUGGUUUUCUGGUGGAAGAUAUUCGGAAAGAAGUAAAUAGGGCUUCUAAACUGAAAUGUUGUAUUUGCAAAAAAAAUGGUGCCUCAAUCGGAUGUGUUGUACCCCGAUGUAAACGGAGUUAUCAUUUACCGUGUGGACUUCAGAGAGAAUGUAUUUUUCAAUUCACUGACAAUUUUGCGUCAUUCUGUUGGCACCAUCGACCUGUUCAGAUUAUAUCUAAUAAUUACAGAGAUUCUGUUCUAUGUACCAUUUGCUUGGAAUUUAUUGAACCUAUUCCAACUUACAGUGUUUUACGCAGUCCUUGUUGUAAGAAUGCUUGGUUUCACAGAGACUGUUUGCAGGCUCAAGCAAUAAAUGCAGGGAUGUUUUUCUUUAGGUGUACAAUAUGCAAUAAUACUGAUAUAUUUCAGAAGGAGAUGUUGAGAAUGGGAAUUCAUAUUCCUGAAAAAGAUGCUUCUUGGGAAUUAGAAGAAAAUGCCUAUCAAGAGCUUCUGCAGCUCUAUGAGCAUUGCGAUAUCCGAAGAUGUCGUUGCAAAGAAGGGCGAGACUAUAAUUUGCCUGACAGCAAAUGGGAAAUAAAACGCUGUCAAUGUUGUGGUUCUAGUGGAACCCAUUUAGCUUGUUCCUCACUACAAUCAUGGGAUCAGAACUGGGAGUGUGCAGACUGUAGAGCUGUUACCUAUAAAUCAGCGGAGUUUCGAAAAGCAAAAAAACAUUCUUUAAUCGAUUCUAAUAAUGUAUCAGUUACUGAUUGUCUUUUGGAAGAAUCAUCACCAAAAAUACCCAGACAGUCACCUGGAUCCCAGCCUAAAGACCGGAGGCGAAGGAGCAAAUUUAGAAGAGAUGUUUCAACUAUAUUAAUAGAAUUAGGAUUCCAAAUUGAAAAAAUAAUUAAAAGAUUAUUUAUCAAUAAAGACAAUAUCUGGCAUAGUGCUUUAGAAGAAUUGAGAAACCAGAAUUUUAGUCCUGCAUUUAUGAUUGAAAUAGCAUAUGUUAAUGAAAAAGAUAAUUUGGGAAGAGAACAUCCUGGAUCAACACACGAAUUCCUAAGCCACUUAAUGCAGCAUCUUGAGAACUCACCAUUGUUUGAAGGGUCCUUGUCAAAGAACUUGUCUCUAAAUUCCCAAGCUCUGAAAGAGAAUCUUUACUAUGAAGCUGGCAAAAUGCUUGCCAUUUCUUUAGUUCAUGGUGGUCCUUCACCUGGUUUUUUUUCUAAAACCUUAUUUAAUUGCCUUGUUUAUGGACCAGAAAAUACUCAGCCAAUUUUAGAUGAUGUUUCAGACUUCAGAGUGGCACAGAUCCUAAUUAGGAUAAACACUGCAACAAACAUGACAGACUUAAUCUCAGUUAUGGAUGAUUACAAUAACUAUUUAGAGCUUAUUGGCUGUCUAAGACUUAUAACAUCACUGAAUGAUAAAUACAUGUUGGCAAAAGACAUACUUGUUUACCAUGUAAUUAAGAGAGUACAAGCACCUUUUGAAAGUUUUAAGCAGGGUCUGAAAACACUUGGAGUUUUGGAGAAAAUUCAGACCUACCCAGAAGCCUUUUAUAGCAUCUUAUGUCAUAAACCUGAGAAUCUUUCUGCCAAAACCCUUAGCAAACUUUUUACAGUACAUACAUUAUCUGAUGUACAGGUACUGAGGUUUUGGAAAAAAUACUUACAAGCUAUUCAAGAUGGUAAAUCUACAACAACAGUGGAGGACAUUCUUCUUUUUGCAACUGGUUGCAACUCCAUUCCACCUGCUGGCUUUAAACCAACUCCCUCUAUUGAGUGUCUACAUAUGGAUUUCCCUAUAGGAAACAAGUGUAAUAAUUGUUUAGUUCUUCCCAUUACUAAUACAUAUAAAGAAUUUCAAGAAAACAUGGACUUUGCCAUAAGAAACUCUGUAAGACUGGGAAAAAAGGAAAAUUCUUACUACAUUGAACCUUAAAAUGAACAAAAAAAUGUUUCCUCAAGAGCUGCUUUUGUAGUUACUGUUUUGGAAUUCUAUCAUCAAUUUUGAACAAAUUUAUCAGUUCUUGGCCUAAUAAAAUUUUAUGUGAACUUUACAAACUAAUAUACUUUACUGAUGACUGUACAGAUUUUAUUCAAGUAUAGUAGGAUGUGUAUAUGUAUAUAUGUAUAUGUAUAUAGGAAAAUUAUUCCUGUACUCAAUAUUUUAUUAAAUUAGGU
Molecule: messenger RNA, 2356 nt
Organism: Suncus etruscus (white-toothed pygmy shrew)
Lineage: Eukaryota; Metazoa; Chordata; Mammalia; Eulipotyphla; Soricidae
Gene: G2E3
Product: G2/M-phase specific E3 ubiquitin protein ligase
Exons: 14
Coding region: 138-2114 (658 amino acids)
Cellular component (GO): nucleus
Molecular function (GO): ubiquitin-protein transferase activity
Source: RefSeq, a predicted model, not a curated record